Fusarium sp. VM40 is the source of this 372-nucleotide messenger RNA. Lineage: Eukaryota; Fungi; Ascomycota; Sordariomycetes; Hypocreales; Nectriaceae. The record is from the annotation of a GenBank genome assembly.
AUGCCUGGAAAGCCGAGCGACUGGGACAACUCCGAGUUCCUCAUGGAUCUCACUCUUGCGCUCUACACGGGUGCGCAGGUCAACAAGGGCCUGACUCCGGCCAUCAAGGAUUCUAUCGAGGAGUAUCUCAAGUCUCGUGGAUACUCGACAUCCUUUGAUGCUGUUCGGAUCAUGUCGAAGCGCCAGAUUAUGACGUGGGACGCCAACGUCCAUGAAGAUAUCCUCAUUUGCCUAUUCCAGCACGUCAAGCCUACUGCUGAAGAUUGGAGCCUCGUCAUGAGAGAUCUUCAGGGAAAGGGGUACUCUUUCACCGAGGGUGCCCUUCGGUACGACGCUUUGCAUUUCUGUUUUUCAUGUUUGCUGCCUGCCUAG